GAUUGAGGUUAGGUAUAUGGUUGAUUGAGCGUUUGGUUAUCGGUUUUGGGUUGAACCCAUGUAAUUGUGGCCCGAUGUGAGAUUGGUUGAUGAUAUAUGGUUUAGUGAGUGUUUGAUUACGGUUAUUGGGUUGAACCCCAUGUAAUUGUAAACCGAUGUGAGAUUGAGGUUAGGUAUAUGGUUGAAUGAGUGUUUGGUUAUCAGUUUUGGGUUGAACCCAUGUAAUUGUAAACCGAUGUGAGAUUGGUUGAUGAUAUAUGGUUUAGUGAGUGUUUGAUUACGGUUUUAGGGUUGAACCCCAUGUAAUUGUGAACCGAUGUGAGAUUGGUUGAUGAUAUAUGGUUUAGUGAGUGUUUGAUUACGGUUUUAGGGUUGAACCCCAUGUAAUUGUGAACCGAUGUGAGAUUGGUUGAUGAUAUAUGGUUUAGUGAGUGUUUGAUUACGGUUUUUGGGUUGAACUCCAUGUAAUUGUGAACCGAUGUGAGAUUGGUUGAUGAUAUAUGGUUUAGUGAGUGUUUGAUUACGGUUUUUGGGUUGAACUCCAUGUAAUUGUGAACCGAUGUGAGAUUGGUUGGUGAUAUAUGGUUGAAUGAGUGUUUGAUUAUCGGUUUUGGGUUCAACCCCUGUAAUUGUAAACCGAUGUGAGAUUGAGGUUAGGUAUAUGGUUGAAUGAGCGUUUGGUUAUCAGUUUUGGGUUGAACCCAUGUAAUUGUAAACCGAUGGUUUAGUGAGAUUGGUUGGUGAUAUAUGGUUUAGUGAGUAUUUGAUUAUGGUUAUUGGGUUCAACCCAUGUAAUUGUAAACCGAUGAAUUUUUGGGUCGGUCAUAAUGAAGAAAUUCCUAGUUCCUAAACCCUCACCGUCGUGAUGCCGUUUCUUCCUUCUCCUCCUUCGUCGGCGCCAGAGGACUGAUCCUCGGUUCCUCCCUGUCGACUUCUUCCUUCCUUCUCCUCCUUAUUACGAAACCAUCGAUUUCUUCCUUCCUGCUUCCCUCCCUGUCUAUUUCUUCCUUCCUGCUUCCUAUCUCCCUUCCUUCGUCUUCCCUUCUCUACGCAACCAUCGAUUUUCCAUUCUCCUUUAUUCGCCCAUCCUUCGUCAGCCGCCGAAGACCCGCAGACCGCUCUCCAUCACUCUCCGUCGAGUACGAUAACCUCUUAUCCUGCUUUACCUGUGUGUUUUGCGCUUCUAGUAACCUCAGAUUUGUGCGGAUUUAGGGUUCCACGGGGUUUUUUGGGAAAUUGUUGGUUUUCGUCCAGAUUUGUGCGGUUCUAGUUGCUUCAUUUUCGAUUUCUAUUUGCACUCACGGGUUCUCUUGGGAAACUUAUGGGUUUCGCCGGACUUUGGGUUCUUUUGAGAAAUCAGGGACUUAUGGGUUCUUCUUGGUAUGGAGUACGGUUUAGGCUAUGGUUUCUUUCAUUUGUGAAUGUUUGGUUUGUCGCAGAAGUGAAGGGGAAACUAUGGUUGCUUAACUCGGUCUUGCCUCGUGUUUGUUUCAAUUCAUUCGGUCGGUUGUGGGUGGUGAAUAUGUGGAUUUCAAUUGUCUCUAAACUUCAUUUUGUUGCUUGUUUUCAGUUGAUCAACUAUGGAAGGGUUGAUGGAUGAUAUGAGCACAGGCAAGGACACGGGAAUUGACUUGAAUGUUGGUUUAGAUUGGGGAAUGGAUUAUGGAGAUGAUACCGGUGGUGUUAGAGAUAGUGACGAUAUGGAGGACAAUGUCGACACCACCGAUAGUGAUUCUGAGGAUGAUAAUAACACUAACUUUGGUGAUGUACAGUUACUAGAGAACAUUGUGAAUGGAUCUAUGUAAUGCUCGUGUCAAGGUUUAGAGAACAUUAUGAAUCAUCUUUUUCAUAAGUUUGAAGUUCUGGAAAAAAGUCCAUUCUGUUUGAAACACCAUUAUAAUAAGUACACGGGAUAGUUCAACAGGUGAAAGUCUCCUACUGGAAAUCUGACACCUUAUACUGGUAAUCUCACGACCGUAAAAUACUCAAGUUAGAUGUAAAAACCAGUGCUUCAUUCCUCAGGCAAAUAUCACGGCCGUGAGAUGUCCCGUGAGAUGCAAAGAGCAGUUCUCACUAUCCCAGGAAAUUUAAUAAAUCCCUUUAUGGUACAACCCAAAAUUGUACCUAUACUAAUGGUACAACUUUUAUGGUACAACCCAAACUUGUACCUAUACCAUGGUACAACUUUAAGUUGUACCUACACUUUCUAACAAAUCCCUUUAUGGUACAACUAAAAAUUGUACCUAUACUAAUGGUACAACCUUAAGUUGUACCUACACUUUCUAAUAAAUCCUUUUAUGGUACAACCCAAACUUGUACCUAUACGAAUGGUACAACUUUAAUUUGUACCUACACUUUCUAAAAAUCCUUCUAUGGUACAACCCAAACUUGUACUUAUACUAUGGUACAACUUUAAGUUGUACCUACACUUUCUAAUAAAUCCCUUUAUGGUACAACCCAAAAUUGUACCUAUACUAAUGGUACAACCUUAAGUUGUACCUACACUUUCUCCAAAUCCAGCUAUGGUACAACCCAAACUUGUACCUAUACCAUGGUACAACUUUAAGUUGUACCUACACUUUCUAACAAAUCUCUUUAUGGUACAACUAAAAAUUGUACCUAUACUAAUGGUACAACCUUAAGUUGUACCUACACUUUCUAACAAAUCCCUUUAUGGUACAACUAAAAAUUGUACCUAUACUAACGGUACAACCUUAUGUUGUACCUACACUUUCUCAAAAUUCUUUUAUGGUACAACCCAAACUUGUACCUAUACCAUGGUACAACUUUAAGUUGUACCUACACUUUCUAACAAAUCCCUUUAUGGUACAACUCAAAAUUGUACCUAUACUAAUGGUACAACUUUAAAUUGUACCUACACUUUCUAAUAAAUCUCUUUAUGGUACAACUCAAAUUUGUACCUAUACUAAUGGUACAACCUUAAGUUGUACCUACACUUUCUCAAAAUCCUUCUAUGGUACAACCUAAACUUGUACCUAUACUAUGGUACAACUUUAAGCUGUACCUACACUUCCUAAAAAUUCUUCUAUGGUACAACCCAAACUUGUACCUAUACCAUGGUACAACUUUAAGUUGUACCUACACUUUCUAACAAAUCCCUUUAUGGUACAACUCAAAAUUGUACCUAUACUAAUGGUACAACCUUAAGUUGUACCUACACUUUUUCAAAAUUCUUUUAUGGUACAACCCGAACUUGUACCUAUACCAUGGUACAACUUUAAGUUGUACCUACACUUUCUAACAAAUCCCUUUAUGGUACAACUAAAAAUUGUACCUAUACUAAUGGUACAACUUUAAGUUGUACCUACACUUUGUGAAACAAAUUCUUCAAUGGUACAGCUGAAACUUGUACCUAUACUAUAUGGUACAACUCUAAUUUGUACCUACACUUGUAUACAUUGAUUCAUUAUUUACAAGAUUGCCAUUAAUGAUGUGGGACCAGUCAUUUAGUGGGUUACCUCCUCAACAGGUCACCUUUUUUUUUUGUUUUUUAUAGCAUGGGUGCUAUAGAGCACACUAGAAGGGCUCUAAUAUUAUAUGCUUGUUAUACCACUGAAUCGUUGCCACUAGUUUCUUGCCUAUUGUCAUGCAGACGCACUUUCUUGCUUUUUAUUUUAUUUUAAGAAAAACAUAUAGGUAGA
Linum trigynum is the source of this 3662-nucleotide messenger RNA. NCBI's taxonomy places the organism in Eukaryota, Viridiplantae, Streptophyta, Magnoliopsida, Malpighiales, Linaceae. The record is from the annotation of a GenBank genome assembly.